Messenger RNA from Python bivittatus (Burmese python), 1758 nucleotides. It is a transcript of the gene A4GNT, whose product is annotated as alpha-1,4-N-acetylglucosaminyltransferase. Lineage: Eukaryota; Metazoa; Chordata; Lepidosauria; Squamata; Pythonidae. Gene Ontology annotation, molecular function: acetylglucosaminyltransferase activity. Gene Ontology annotation, biological process: protein O-linked glycosylation. The record is from RefSeq and is a predicted model, not a curated record.
UCUAAUAGAAGCUUUGCAAAGAAUUUUCUGUUUUCAGUGUAAGACCUGUGUUAGUGGCAGACCAACACUACCUGUUGUUCGCUUCACAAUAGCCUAAGAAGCAAUCAACAUGAUGAAAGAAAUCCAGAUGUGCUUGUGCAUCACCUUUCUAUUUGCAUUUGGAAUAGUUUAUGAACUGUCCCAAGAAGCAGAUUGCUUCUUUUUCUGCAAACCAAUUUCCAGACAUUUCCUGAGGCCCAAAGAUGUCGUAUCCCAGGGCAAAAGUAUCAUCUUUCUGGAGACAACUGAUCGUCUGCAACCUUCUCCACUUGUUUUAUGUUCUGUGGAAUCUGCUGCCAGAGUUUAUCCAGACAAGCCCAUCAUUUUCUUUAUGAAAGGACUGAACAAUAACACAUUGCCAGAUAUCAAAUCUUCUUAUCCCUCACUUUUCUUCUUACCAACUAUGAAGAAUGUUUUCCUUUUCCCUCUUCAGAUGGACAUAUUAUUCCAGGACACACCUCUAUUGCCAUGGUUUCUUCAGGUCAAUACAACAAAGGAGAAGUACUGGCCCUACAUUAUUUCUGAUGCAAUCAGACUUGCAGUAGUGUGGAAAUAUGGUGGAAUUUAUAUGGACACAGAUGUUAUUUCCAUCAAACCUAUCCCAGUGGCUAACUUUUUGGCAGCUCAGUCUUCCCAAUUCUCCAGCAAUGGAGUCUUUGGUUUUCAACAUCAUCAUUGGUUCCUCUGGGAUUGCAUGAAAGAUUUUGUUCAAAAUUACAAUGGAGACAUCUGGGGAAAUCAGGGACCUGACUUAGUUACGAGAAUACUAAAGAAGCUAUGCAAUCUCACAGAUUUUGAGAAGGUGGAAGACCAUAUAUGUUCCAACAUUUCCUUUUUGCACCCUCAACGGUUCUAUCCCAUCCCUUAUGAGGCAUGGACAAAGUACUAUGAAGUAUGGACCUCAAAGCCAGAGUUCAAUCAUUCCUAUGCUGUGCACUUAUGGAACUUCAUGAACCAGAAAGAGAAAAAGAAUGUGACCGUUGGAAGCAACACACUUGUUGAAAACCUGUUCAGAACAUAUUGUCCUAGUACAUAUAGGAGUCUGGUUCAAGCUGCAGAAGAUAUGGUUGCCUCAAAAUAAAACUAGUUAAGGGUGUAAUCCUAUUGCUUCUGUGAUAGUACUCCAGGAACCUGGGAACCCCCUCCUCUCUUCUUACAUGCAUGCCAAUUUCUGAUGCUGGAUAUUUAAAAGACCAGGAAAUCAUGAUCUCCAAAACCCCAACAGAACAUAGGAAGUUCUGGGUGGGAGAGGACAAAGGAAGUUAAAGCUCCCCCUGCCCCAAUCCAUUAUGCUACUAAGACUCAGUGGGAGUUUAGACGAGCCUCUCGACUGCUCAGAAACAUAUGUAAUAGGAGGGGAAGUUUUCUCUCCCAUACAGAACUGGAGUACUCUAAUCUUACCUUGGGCUUUCUCUAUAAUUCCAGCAUAUCACAACUGUGAUUUGAAACUCAGUAAUCCUUCAAAUAUUAAUUUGGCAAUCUUUAGAUAAUAUUUAACAUUUACAGAAAUACAGGGAAUGAAUGAGCUAUAUACAGUAAUUAGGACCUGUAUUGGAGCCCAAGAAAUAUACAGCUUCUUUUUAGGAUUUUUCAAAGGUAAUUCUCACCAUUUUCCUUUCACACUAGAAAACUAAAGUCUGUAUUGUGGUGAUGGCCAGCGCUCAGUGUUAUAUGAGAAGCAGUCACAUGCAAUAGUGAUAAGGACUAUCUAAGGGCAGA